AUGUCAACAAACAAUGAGCAAAGUGGUAGUUCAGAGAAUAGUUCGAGUUGUUCAAAGAAGAAAAAACGGAAAGAUAAAGAUGGGAAUUGGAUAACCGACGAUCCAGCUGGCAAAGCAGUGCACAUUUCCGCCGCAGGUGCUCAAUCGGCUGGGAAAAUCGGUGGUGAGGGUCUCGCCACGAUUGGACAAGCGGCUCCGGUACUUCAAGUGGCGGCAGUUGCUUAUGAUGCAUAUCAAAUUGGGAGAAAUGUAGAGAAGGAUAAGAGAAAGGGAACUAGUAGGAAUACGGUAAAGAAAUUGACGACUACGGUAGCCACGUAUGGUGUAGGUUUUGGAGGCGCGUUGGCAGGAGCCGCCAUCGGAACAGCAAUCUGCCCAGGCAUCGGUACUAUUGUUGGUGGAAUUGUGGGCGGAGUCACUGGCGGAGUUAGCGGAGGAUUCGGAAGUGGGAAGGCGGCGGAAGCAAUUAUGGAUAAAGUUGAAUAUGACACCUACAGAGCCAUAUGUGCAACGUGCCAUCGACCUUUUUUGUGCCGGAAGUAUCAGUCGGAAGAUGUGAUGAAUUGUGAGGAGUGUCAGGAAAGAGAAGAGUGA
Molecule: messenger RNA, 594 nt
Organism: Caenorhabditis remanei
Lineage: Eukaryota; Metazoa; Nematoda; Chromadorea; Rhabditida; Rhabditidae
Exons: 3
Coding region: 1-594 (197 amino acids)
Source: RefSeq, a predicted model, not a curated record